UCAAAGUAUGAACUAUAAGUCUAUAAAUUAUGGCUAUUACAUUACACACUAUAGCGUACGAGUACAAAAUGAAUAGUGUGACAAAACCUGGAGUGAAGUGAGUUGAAACCCUUUAAAAUGAAAAAUCUUUAGGGGUCCAAGUUGAUAUUUCUCCUGAAGCCUUUCUUCUUCAAAUACCGGCAAAAAAAAAAAAAAGGAAAAAAAUAUCUGCAAAACCACAGGAAAAACACCCAAUUUUCAUCAUUUCUGCAGAAAUAAGAGGGAAGCAACAAUGGCCUUAUCCAUUUCUUCAACAUCCCAUUUAUCAAUCCCUAAAACCCCAUUUUCUCAACCCCAUAAAACCAUCCCACUUUCUCUCUCCUCAAUCUGUAUUUCCAACCUUAAACCCUUUUCAUCAAAUCCCCAGAAACUACUGCAACCCAUUGUUUGUGCUGCUGCAAAACAGCAAAGUGGGUCAUCAGUUAAAUCUUCCAAGAAAAGAAAGAAGAAGGUUCCUCCUCCUCCUGUUUCUAAAGAUUUGAGCUUGGAUGAUUUUGAUGUUUUGGAUGAAGAAGAAAGUGAAAAUGGUGGAAAUUCAAAGCGUUCAGAUGUUUAUAUUCCUCUUCCUUUGCCUAAGCCACCUGCUGGGUUUGUGAUUGAUGAUCAAGGCCGUGUUCUUAUGGUUGCCCCGAGGCGAAUUGCUACUAUUGUUGACCCAACCAAUAAUCUUCCAUUGGAGUGCAUGAUAAGGAGAGUAUUUACAAAUUUUAAAGGGGAUGAUUGUCUGCUGCUGUGCCCAGUUGAUACGCCUGUUCAGAUUUUGAAGAGCACAAAUAUUGACGGGUGGUCAGCUGUUAAUGAUGAUGAAGUUGAAGCUAUCCUUCCAAAUGCUGCUUAUGCACUUGCUAAAAUACAUAUGCAUUUGGUACAUAGUGGGUUUUGCUAUACAGCUCGUGGAGGAUUUUGCUACUCAGAAGAAAGCAUAUUUGACUUCCGAUCAGAUGAUGGGCAAGAUGUAGAAGGUGUGCCAAAUGAAGGUGUUGAGAUUACUUGUUUUCAUCUGGAUGGGACCCAUUAUAUGAUUUACACACCUUCUGAACCACUUCUUUUUGUUGCUGUCAAGGAUGAGAAUGGCCAGUUGAGAAUUGCCGAUGAUGAUAUUUUGGAUGACCCUGCUGUUGUAAGUGCAAUAGACGAAGAGACCGAAUUUAAUGCAUUAGUGGAAGAGGAAGCUGCUCUUUUGGAGACAAUGUUUGGCGAAAGAUGACUCAUGUAAAUGAGGAACGGUGUAGUGUUUUUCUGUAGGAAUAGUUUCUUCUUGUCUUUGUACAGGAAAUUUUGUUUGUAUAUUUACCCUUUGUUUAGAGAGGAAGAAAUUGUAAUGAUAUUUUUAGGGGUGUUAGUGAAAGGCUGUAGCCUGUAGGGAGUGGCAAAAAACUGCUAACAUGUUCUAUACGAAGUGUUUAUCAAUUAAUCUAUACUAAAAGCAAAUCCUUCCACGACA
This is a messenger RNA of Chenopodium quinoa (quinoa), 1483 nucleotides long. RefSeq lists its product as uncharacterized. The transcript is spliced from 10 exons. NCBI's taxonomy places the organism in Eukaryota, Viridiplantae, Streptophyta, Magnoliopsida, Caryophyllales, Amaranthaceae. The record is from RefSeq and is a predicted model, not a curated record. Bases 272 to 1246 code for a protein of 324 amino acids.